Messenger RNA from Mesoplodon densirostris (Blainville's beaked whale), 3246 nucleotides. RefSeq names its product YAE1 maturation factor of ABCE1 (gene YAE1). The transcript has 3 exons. The record is from RefSeq and is a predicted model, not a curated record. The coding region runs from base 64 to 744 and encodes 226 amino acids. Lineage: Eukaryota; Metazoa; Chordata; Mammalia; Artiodactyla; Ziphiidae.
GGACCGGAAGGAGUUGCCGGCGUUUCCGGCGCCGGCGCCGGCGCCUCUGAGGUUUCCUCAGUGAUGUCGUGGUUUCGAGCAGCUUCUUUGGUCCAGGGUCCUGGAGAGGAGAGGGAUGUUUUUGACGAGGAAGCUGACGAGUCGGUCCUGGUGCAGCGGGAAUGGCGGAGCCACAUGCAGAGACGAAUCAAAGAAGGCUAUAGAGAUGGAGUAGAUGCCGGCAAAGCAGUUACUCUUCAACAAGGUUUCAAUCAAGGUUAUAAAGAAGGUGCAGCAGUCAUUAAAAACUAUGGACAACUCAGAGGAACAUUGAGUGCUUUGCUCUCCUGGUGUCACCUUCAUAAUAAUAGUUCGGCUUUGAUCAGUAAAAUAAAUAAUCUUCUGGAUGCAGUUGGCCAGUGUGAAGAGUAUGUGCUCAGACAUCUGAAAUCAAUCACUCCACAGCCCCAUGUUGUAGAUUUAUUGGACUCCAUUCAGGAUAUGGACCUUUGUCAUAUAGCUCCAGCUGAGGAAAAGAUUGAUGAAGCUAAAGAUGAAAGAUUCUAUGAAAAUAAUGCUGAGUUUAACAAAAACUGUAGCAAGAAUCUUAGUGGGGUAGAUUGUUCAUCUUUAAAAUGUUGUAGAACACAGGAGCGUGCACAUUCUGAAAACCCAAGCCUCACUUGGAUUUUAGAACAGACAGCCAGUUUGGUAAAACAGCUGGGAGUAUCAACAGACAUAUUACAGCACCUCAAACAACUAUAAAAAUUAUCUUCACUUUAAUAUUGGAAAUAAUAUUCAGAACAUUCUUAGAAUAUUUUGUUUCUGAACAAGCUAACCAAAAUUUGUACUGGUUUCUACAUUGAACACUUCACUUAUAAGGUUAUCCUUCAUGGAAGUUUGAAAUGUCUUCAAAAUUAACACUAUUUAAUAUAAGCCUAUUUUCUUUGUCACUGGUAAUUUUUAUGUGGUUUAAGAUAUGCUCGGAAAUUCCAGUUGUCAUCAUUUUCAAAGUUCUGAUCAAAAUCAAGCAUUUUUGAACUCAUUAUUAGCAGAAAUGAACAAGAAUCAGACUACAGUUAACCCUUGAACAACACAGGUGUUAGGGGUACCCACCCACCAUGCAGUUAAAAAUCCGCAUAUUACUUAUAGCUGGCCCUCCAUACCUGCAGUUGUGAGUCUCAGAUUCAACCAAUCUCAGAUCGUACGGUACUGUAGUAUUUGCUACUGAAAAAAAAAUCCAAGUAAAGUGGGCCCUCAGAGUUCAAACUCUUGCGGUUCAAGCAUCACAUGUUAUUUUGUAAGGUCUUAGCCCUACCUUCUUAUCACAUUGUCUUGUGAUUAGGACCUCACCUUAUAAUCAGACCAAAGUUACAAAAAAUUACCUAAUGGCUGAAGUUGUAAAUAGACACACAUAGAUAUAUAUAGAUAUGUAGACAUAUAUAUAUUGAAAUUAAGAGGCUAAUAAGUGUAAAGCUGGAAAAAAUGUUUAUACUGAUAAUUAAAAUACUAAAGUUUGUUUUAGUUUUUUAUUGAGGUAUAAUUGAUUUAUAAUGUUUCAGGUAUACAGCAAAGUGAUUCAGUUAUACAUUUUUUUUCAGAUUUUUUUUCCAUUAUAGGUUAUUACAAAAUAUUGAAUAUAGGGCCUCCCUGGUGGCGCAGUGGUUAAGAGUCCGCCUGCCGAUGCAGGGGAUACGGGUUCGUGCCCCGGUCUGGGAGGAUCCCAUAUGCCGCGGAGCGGCUGGGCCCGUGAGCCAUGGCCGCUGGGCCUGCGCAUCCGGAGCCUGUGCUCCGCAACGGGAGAGGCCACAACAGUGAGAGGCCCGCAUACCGCAAAAAGAAAAAAAAAAAAAAUAUUGAAUAUAGUUCUCUGUGCUAUAUAGUAGGUCCUUUUUGUUUAUUUUAUAUAUAGUAAUGUGUAUAUGUUAAUCCCAGACUUCUAAUUUAUCCCCACCUCCUUUCCCUUUUGGUAACCAUAAGUUUAUUUUCUAUGUCUGUGAGUCUAUUUCUGUUUUGUAAAUAAGUUCAUUUGUAUCAUUUUUUUAGAUGCCACAUAUAAGUGAUAUCAUACCAUAUUUGUUAAAGUUUGUUUCAGUUUUGUGUUUAUUAAAAGUAAGGAUACAAUUCCGUGAAAAAUACAGAAAAUACAUUUCAUGCUAAAGUACUUACUUAGCUUAUCCAAAUUUUGAGUUAGUAGUGUUACCUGACAGUGUGCCAGAUUAUUCCUAAACUGCAGUUUUGCUUCAUAUUUAUUUAGGAAUAAAACAUUGAAGCCACUGACUUCUGUAUUAUCUUGUAGCAAUAUUCUUAGUCUAGCAUAGACAAAAUGAGAUUCAAACUUAUGCUCCAGGACCUAAACAUAUAAAGUCAGGAAAGGAUUUUUCAUCACUUUUUUGCCUGAAACACAAAUUUAUGUAACAUGCCUGACUUCAGAGGCACCCAAAUAAUUGCCUCUCAUUGAUAGCCAUAAUUUAUAUCUACGAUCUACUGUAAAAGACAUACCCUGAGAAAAUCUUAUCUGAUAAAAGAGGUGUUCCAAGAGAUUAAGAAAAUGCGCUGCUGUGAUCUUAUAACCUCCACAGAGUUCACAGGACAUUAUGAAAUUGAAGCAACAAAUUUGAAAUCAGAAGACCAUAAAGUAUGUCAGGAUUUACUAAAACAUGCUGAAGAUAUCAAGUGACAUUUGACAGAUGGUUUUUUAAAUAAAAAGUGAUUGUAUCUCUCUAGAUGUAAACACUAUUUCAGAGAUUUACUGAUUUUUCUUGUUAUGUAGAUACUUUUUUCCAUACUUACGAAUGCAGCAAAAAUCUCAAAUCCACAUGGAAUAUUAUAAGCAGUCUCUGAAGUCUUCAUGUUGCUCUGCCCUGCAUAUUAGAUAUGAAAUAUGCGCAUCUUUAAUAAUACAUCUCAAGGAAGUCACCCUGAGUAAAAAUUUCAUGAGUGCAGCAAAUCUGGAGAUUUUAUCUGGGCUCACCCUGACAGAAUUUCCUGAAGAUAACACCCUUUGCCACCAUUGAGAAUAGGUUGUUUUUGUGUAGAUGUUCGUAGAAAAGGAACUCCAGAGAAUUAGCUGAGUUGAAUGAAGCUGUUGGAUUGAAAACAUCUCUUAAGCUUACAUUGCCUUUUAAAAAAACAUAGAAGUUCCUGAACUGCAGAGGAAAAUUAAUGGAAUGCUCAUUAUACCUGUGUUUCAUGAGCCUCUGUAUUAGAACCAACAAGAGCAAAGGAAAGAAACCUUGCCUUGUGUCUUUUACCUUGCCUUGUGUG